Spathaspora passalidarum NRRL Y-27907 is the source of this 729-nucleotide messenger RNA. RefSeq names its product sphingolipid homeostasis protein (gene ORM1). The transcript has a single exon. The record is from RefSeq and is a predicted model, not a curated record. The coding region runs from base 1 to 729 and encodes 242 amino acids. NCBI's taxonomy places the organism in Eukaryota, Fungi, Ascomycota, Pichiomycetes, Serinales, Debaryomycetaceae. Gene Ontology annotation, biological process: ceramide metabolic process; intracellular sphingolipid homeostasis; negative regulation of ceramide biosynthetic process. Gene Ontology annotation, cellular component: endoplasmic reticulum membrane.
AUGCCUAUAUUAAAUAAUAGAUCUCCAGCCGAAGUUAACCACUUGGGUCCAAACGACAAUCUUUCCAGUCCAUCGACACCUUCAUCAGCAUCUUCUUUGUCUCCUCACCAAGUAAACAACUUUAGUGGUCAUAAAAGACAAUUGUCAUUUGAUGUUUCUCCCAGUCGCCACAGAAGUAACUCCAACACGCUAUCUCCAUCAACUUCCCACCAAAGUGCACAUAUAACCAGACAAAGAAGAUCUUCGUCCAUAAUCCAACAUUUAGAGCCAGACACUUUAGAUACUAAAGUCGACCAAGCAUUAAACCCUAAUGUCAAUGCCAAUUGGGUUCAUCAAAAGGGAGCCUGGAUCAUACACAUUGUUCUUAUAAUAUUCUUGAAGAUUUUCUUUAAUUUCAUUAGUGUGUUGGAUAAUGAUUGGAAAUGGACCUUGACCAAUUUGACUUAUAACAUUGGGUCAUACAUUAUGUUCCAUCAAGUCAAGGGGACUCCGUUUGAAUUCAAUUCAGGGGCCUACGAUAAUUUGACCAUGUGGGAACAAAUAGAUAAUGGUGACCAAUACACACCAAGUAAGAAGUUCUUGAUGUUGGUGCCAAUUUGCUUGUUUUUGAUUAGUACCCAUUAUUCCAGAUAUAAUUUGAACUUGUUUAUCUUGAAUGGUAUCAGUUGUCUUUGUGUAGUUGUUCCGAAGAUGGCAAUUGCCCAUAGAUUGAGAGUUACUUUGUAUUAA